UCGUUCUGUGAACAUUCGACAACAGCUCGAAGUGUGUUGGAGGUGUAAUUUUUGUUAGGGAAAACGGUUAGAUAAGAAGAGCAGCGAUAUCAGUUCUGUGUAUUUCAUAGUAAAAAACAUACUUUCGGUUUAUCAUAGAAAUAAAUAUUUUUGUUAACAAUGCAAGAUGUGGAUAAAGAAGGUGACGAAACCCCAUUUGGGCGAGGCGCUCAGCUUGCUGUCGUCAUGGAACCUACAAAACCUCUGCACUAAAUUUAAAGAACAAGAGGUUUGCACUGUGGCAUUCCAAUAUUUGACGGAUGAGGACAUCUGUGAACUAAUACCGAAAAUUGGACCCCGUGCAAUAUUUCGAUCACAUCUUUUGGCUUGGCGACAACAGCAAGUAAUCAAGAAGGACGAUCACGUUAUUUUACUAAACAGCGAUCAAGUGGAUACAACAGUUGCCAUCAAAGACGAACUUCCAGAAAUAACUCUAGAAGAUGAGCACGCGAGUAAUCUGUAUGACGACCCUACAAAAGAGAGCGAAGUGUACGAAGAUAGUGACUCCAAAACUGCAUCGAUGAUGAGCGAUGCAAAAUAUGAUGACUCGCCAAUUGAAAAGGCGUCUACUUCGAAAAGACACUUGGAUGUCAAAUCUGUGCUUAAAAGCUGUUAUGAAGGUAUGAAUGCCAUUGAAUACUAUGAAGAGAACAAAUGUCUCGACAUGCACCACCGCAAGAAAGUGGUUAAGAUAAUUAUUUCUGCGGCGCUGGACAAGCGAAUGGAUAUGUCUGUACAUGAUUUCCACAGCAUGAACAAGCAGCUGCUGCAGCUAUUCCCAAACGAGAGCGAUGUAAGUACGUUGGAUACUUUUUAUAUGCCACGUUUGGGUCAUAUCCGGGCACGAGGUAUGCUUUACAACAAAUAUGUCAACCUCGCCCGCACACUGCGAAAAGACGGACUCUUGGAGUACAGAAGGCAUUGGACAAAUAAACGACGAUGAAUCAGCGGAAGGAUGUAGUUUUUAAAAAAUUAUCGAGGGGUUAUCAAUAAACUUAUACAUAUGUAGAUAUAUGAUUCAAAUAAAUUUAAUAACUUAAAAUUAUUU
Messenger RNA from Rhagoletis pomonella (apple maggot), 1087 nucleotides. RefSeq lists its product as uncharacterized. The coding region runs from base 167 to 982 and encodes 271 amino acids. Lineage: Eukaryota; Metazoa; Arthropoda; Insecta; Diptera; Tephritidae. The record is from RefSeq and is a predicted model, not a curated record. The transcript has 5 exons.